UCCACAUCUUAUUUCUGUGUGGAAGGGAAAUUAUGGAAUCCAUUAACAAAACGAUGGCUAAGGGAAGUUCUUCAAUUGGAACCAAUAUUCUUCCUGAUAAGUUAAGAGCUUCUUUGCAUUUGGAUCAUCCCACUGUUGAAUGGAGGUAUGGGAAGCCCCCCUCUUAUGAAGCUGCUAAUAAGCUCUUUGAAGAGGGAAGAACCAAGGUGUGGCCAAAAGGAUCUCUGGAAGAAAAAGUACAAAAUGCUGCAAAAUCAUGGCAAAUGGAGAUGAACCACAAGACUAGAUUACAGGAUUUCAAGACCAUAAACCUUCAGAAAUUCAUGCUUUAUGUCAAUGGAAGAGAUGAGGGGCUGUCUGGAGAAGAAAUAGUGAAGAUUGGAUCCUUCAAUGCAAUGCUGAAGAGUUCUCUGCCAGAAGAGUUUCAGUAUUUCAAUACAGAGAAAGAGAAAAUUGAAUCAUCCCAUCAAGAAUUUAAGACUUGUUUUCCAAGAGGAUUUGCAUGGGAAGUUAUGGAGGUUUAUUCAGGCCCUCCUUUGAUUGCUUUGAAGUUUAGGCAUUGGGGUUUCUUUGAAGGGCCUUUCAAAGGCCAUUCCCCCACCGGUGAAUUGAUCCAAUUCUUUGGUAUGGUAACUUUCAAGGUAGAUUCGUCGAUGGGUCUCGAAGAAGCUCACUUCUACUACGAUCCAGGAGAGCUAUUUGGAGCACUUUUAAAGGCCAAAAAAACCCCAAAAAAAUGACAAAGAUUCAGCUGCCUCUGCCUGCCCAUUCUCCAAACUCAAAAACUAGGUUUAAAAAAGUAAAAAAAGUUGGCCUGAAAUAUAUGCUAUGUAUUUACCUAUCUGUAAUUUCUAUCUACCCAAUUAUGUCUUUACCUUUCUCUCUGUACAUACAAAUAUAUAUGCUUAAAUAAAAAUUGGGU
Molecule: messenger RNA, 922 nt
Organism: Momordica charantia (bitter melon)
Lineage: Eukaryota; Viridiplantae; Streptophyta; Magnoliopsida; Cucurbitales; Cucurbitaceae
Product: pathogen-related protein
Source: RefSeq, a predicted model, not a curated record